AUGAACCAUAUAAAAAAUAAGGAGCAAGUCAUAAGUAGAAUCUUGCAAUCGAUAACGGCUCAUGGUGUGACAAGUGUGUCGUUCUCCAUAAUGCAACUCGCGAAGCGUAAUAGUGUUGCUUUACUGCAACCCUUGAGGUUCCACUAUGAGUUAUCGACUCACGCCGGAUUCCAAGAAUGGUUAGCGUGACACCUCUAAUGAGUUGCUACCUGUCAAAACCGCAGAACUAAUAGAGUUAUAUUGGGAUUUCAUAACUGUUAUGGAAUCGAAGUUUAUAGUACAGACUAGCAGCUCUGGGAAUGUUGAGGAGUCGGAUAAGUUCUAUCGUUCGUUCCAAAGACACAUUGUAAAGCGCGUUGGGAAGAAGAUCACAUGCGUGAGCAAGGGUAAGAUGUCGGCGGAGGACAAGUAUCCCGAGUUCCAACAGGUUGGAGAUCAAUACGGGGUUAUCAUAGAUCAUUACGGAAUGCACUUCUAUAAGGUUGUGCAAAACAGUCGGGUCCUACUAGCGAUCAUGGACAACAAAUCUAACACCGUCGUCGACCUAAAAAACUGGUUGAUCAUGAUGAUGGAAUUCAUAGCUAGCAAUAACAAGUUAUUCCCGCAUGGGUGUCAGUGGUUGCAGUUAUAUGUACCGCGAGAGGACUUCGUAACUGUAAAGGACUUGCGAAAGAAUCUUCAUUGGAUAGGAGGGGAUAUUUUACGUAAUUUUGGGGAUCAGUGGCCAGAGGAUGAUACACUAAUACUCUGGAAUGAUGAAAGAUAUGUAGUUUUUCGAUUUGAAUGUUAA
Molecule: messenger RNA, 790 nt
Organism: Eremothecium sinecaudum
Lineage: Eukaryota; Fungi; Ascomycota; Saccharomycetes; Saccharomycetales; Saccharomycetaceae
Gene: OAZ1
Product: Oaz1p
Exons: 1
Source: RefSeq, a predicted model, not a curated record